Molecule: messenger RNA, 2025 nt
Organism: Drosophila obscura
Lineage: Eukaryota; Metazoa; Arthropoda; Insecta; Diptera; Drosophilidae
Gene: spn-F
Product: protein spindle-F
Exons: 2
Coding region: 134-1252 (372 amino acids)
Source: RefSeq, a predicted model, not a curated record
CGCGGUCACACUAAAAGAACAAAAACAACAAAAACAAAGCGAAAUUUUGAAGAAUUGAAUUGAAUUUGUCGAAUUGGAAAGCUGCAAGCUGCAGAUUUGUGUGUAAACUUCAUGUGGACUUGGGUGAAGCGUUAUGGAGGCAACAGCUGCUAAAACAACCAUCCCCCCGGUCAGCGCCAGCUCCAGCACAACGUCCAGCGAAAAAAUGAACUACGCACUGCAAGUGGCACUGCAGACGAUCAAAGAGCGGUGCAUACAGCUGCAGCGAAGGGUGACCAGCAUGGAGGAGGAGAACCAGCGGCUGCGCGAGGCCAAUGCCAAGGGCUCCGGUGUUGUCCAGCCGGGCAGUGGCGGCGGCGAUUCGCUGUCCCUCCGCACACAGGUGGCCGAGCUGCAGCGCCAGAAGGAUCAGUUGGAGGAGCACAUCGGCAUGGUCUCGAACGAGAAUCGCAGACUGUGGUCGCGGCUGUCACAAAUCUCGAAGGAUCAGCAGCAACAGCAGCUGCUGCUGGCACAGGCGCCGGCAAAGGCCGAGGAUGCGUCACCCGACUCGCGUGCCAAUCAGAAUCUUAUUCGCUCCAAGACUUUCACACAGCACUCGCCAAAUCCGCACUUGCGCCAGAAGAUGAUCUCAGAUGGCCUGAGGGACAUCAGUCUCGAGGAGAUAGUGCUGGACGACUUUGGGGCCGGCGACGCCGAGAUGGGCUAUCCCUAUGGCCUGCCCGGGGAGGAGACAACGGCCAGCGAACCAGAUGCCAAUUUGGAUGCAAAACGUUGCAUGGAUGGGCUGCAGGAUCUGCGACGGGAGGCCAUGAAGCAGCAGCAGGAGCUGAGCUCUGCCCUCACGCUGCUAGAGACCCGUUUUGCACUGCAGCCCUGCCCGGAGUGCGCCCAGAAGGCUGCCAAGAAGCCAGAAAUGGCAGAUAAGAGCCUUGAAACCGAUGAGAGUCUCAACAACGAGCUCAAACUCUAUCACAGCGAGCACAAUGACACACUCAAGGGCCACAACGGGCACGCCUCCGCCCCUCCGUCUAGGAUCAACAUUAUUCAGGAGAAGCUAAAGGCCGACGCUGCCGACGCCAUGGAGAAGACAUGCCCCAUGUGCGGCAAGCAGUACUCCAGCCAGGUGUCGUUCAACGCGUUCCGCGAGCACGUGGAGAUGCAUUUCAUUGACGACGCCUUGGAGAUGGAGAUCGAUGGCAGUGUGGAGCGACAGUUCGAGUUCGUUUCGCAUACGGUGGGCGACUUCUGACCCAACAAACGUAUCUAUUUUGCCACUGAACUCUGACGAAUAGCCCAAUUCCCCCAAAAUGAUGAUUUAAAUUAGUGUUACAGUUUUAAAGCAAUAGGGUGCAUAGAACCGCGUGCUUCUCGUUUUUUCCCCUGAGGGCAUUGUUACGUUGCUAUUGUUUAAGCAAAUAGAAUAUAAAAAUCCAAAAUCAAAAUCAGUUGCAUUAAUUGAAUGCUCCUUUUAUAUACCUACAUAGAUAUAUUAACUAUAGUGCGUGUGUAUUUAGUUUUUAGUUACAGAAUACGGAAUGCUUACGGAUUAAAUGUAACCCCUUAAAAUGCUAAGCGACUUUCUACUGCCGCAGCAGCAAUCUUCUUGCGAUAUCGAAGAUUCACUCAUUCAUUCAGCAAUUAUUGAAAAGUGAAACUGAAAGACGCUUCUCCAGCUUUGUCCACCCAUAAUUGUGUGUCCAAUAUACAUAGACAUAGUAAUAAUGACAAAUGCUGGCCACCUCAUAGUCGUCCAUUGUUAUGCCUAAUUGGCGCCUCUUAUGCGCGUUUCCCAUUGGUUGCCACAGCAUUAUGGAUAUUACGAAAUGGUUAUCAAAGAAGUUAUUGCGCAAAAAAGUGUGGAUCUGAUGAGUCGUGACCAGCAAUCAAUCAGAUUUAGCAUGGGACGGACGUGGCCCUGAAAUGCUUGAAAAUUUUAUUUACAAAUGCAAAUUAUUGCAGCUACUUUCUUUAGUGUCACAACAGGUCAGAUUGCGUAUCGCGUUUAUUUUUUAUAAAAAAUAU